AAAGCUGGCAAAGAGGAGGUGGUAAUGAAGCUCAAGAAACUGGAGUCCAGUGUGAGCACUGGCCGUAAAUCUGGGAGGUGUUACUAGCAUUGCCCAAGACUCCCUGGAGUGGCUGGAAUUGUGUGUUUGAGGAGACACUCUGCAGCCUGGACCCUGAGACUGAGGCAGCAACUUGGCCAGCUGGACUUGAAGAGUCUGAAGAACGAGGAUGGCAGUCAACAAGGGCCCAAUUUUGCUGGAUGGAGACCUGCCUGAGCAGGAGAACGUGCUGCAACGGGUCCUGCAGCUGCCGGUGGUGAGUGGUACCUGCGAAUGCGUCCAGAAGACCUAUGCCAGCACCAAGGAAGCCCACCCCCUGGUGGCCUCUGUGUGCAAUGCCUACGAGAAGGGCGUGCAGAGCGCAGGCAGCUUGGCUGCCUGGGGCAUGGAGCCGGUGGUCCGCAGACUAUCCACCCAGUUCAUAGCUGCCAAUGAGCUGGCCUGUCGGGGCCUGGACCACUUGGAGGAAAAGAUCCCAGCCCUCCAGUACCCUCCAGAGAAGAUCGCCUCUGAGCUGAAGGGCACCAUCUCCACCCGCCUUCGCAGUGCCAGAAACAGCAUCAGUGUCCCCAUUGCAAGCACUUCGGACAAGGUCCUGGGUGCCGCCCUGGCUGGCUGUGAGCUCGCCUGGGGGGUGGCCAGAGAUACUGCAGAAUAUGCCGCCAGCACUCGAGCUGGCCGACUGGCCUCUGGAGGGGCCGACUUGGCCUUGGGCAGCAUUGAGAAGGUGGUAGAGCUCCUCCUGCCUCCAGCCAAGGAAGAGUCAGCUCCUGCUCCUGGACGCCAACGGGCCCAGAAGCCUCCAAAGGCCAAGCCGAGCCUGGUGAGCAGGGUUGGGACUCUGGCCAACACCCUCUCUCAGCACGCCAUGCAGACCACAGCCCGGGUGCUGAGGCAGGGCCACGCCCUGGCCAUGUGGAUCCCCGGUGUGGCACCCCUGAGCAGCCUGGCCCAGUGGGGCGCAUCAGCAGCCAUGCAGGUGGUGUCCCGGCGGCAGAGCGAAGUGCGGGUGCCCUGGCUCCACAACCUCGCUGCCGCACAGGAGGAGGACCACGACAACCACACGGACUCAGAGGGAGAGGAGACAGAGGAGGAGGAAGACAUGGAGGCCACAGAGAACACGUUCCGUGAGGCCGCAGCCCCGCCCAGCGUGCAAGGUCUCCUGGGUGGUGUGGCCCACGCCCUGCAGAAGGCCCUCCGGAGCACCGUCUCAGUUGUGACCUGGGCACCGGCGACUGUGCUGGGCACAGCGGGAAGGAUGCUGCACCUCUUGCCACCCCGCCCUGCCUCCUCAACCAAGGGGAGAGCCAUGUCCCUAUCAGAUGCUCUGAAGGGCGUCACUGACAACGUGGUGGACACAGUGGUGCACUAUGUGCCGCUCCCCAGGCUGUCGCUGAUGGAGCCCGAGAGCGAAUUUCGGGACAUCGACAACCCUCCACCCGAGGUGGAGCGCCGGGGGUCGGGGGCUCCGCCUACCAGCCCAGAGACAGCGCCACGACCAGGGCAACCCCGUGGCAGCCAGCGCAGCGCGCGAGGACUCAGUGCACCCUCGUGCCCGGGUCUGGAAGACAAGAUGGAAAUGUCUCCUUCCCAGCGUCCGGGCUUCCCGGCGGUGCCCCGCGAGAAGCCGAAGCGCAGGGUCAGCGACAGCUUCUUCCGUCCCAGCGUCAUGGAGCCCAUCCUGGGCCGCGCACAGUACAACCAGCUGCGCAAGAAGAGCUGAGCGAGCCGCCGCCACACCCGGGCGGCCUCGCCCGCCCGCCCGCCAGUCACCGCUGGCCAGCCGUUCCUUAACAAUUUAUUACGCAGAACCCACACUGUCUAGGUGAGCGCUGACUUCCUCCAAGUGGUCCCUCGGUGACCCCAAAGCCUUUCUGACGAUGCCGCCAAGGCACAUCCUUUUAGGGCUUAGCAGUGAGCCCAUUUUCAAGGGGCACCCGAGCGGCAGCCUGUUCUGAUUGUAUGGUUGUUUUUUUAUUUUUUUUUUACUAAAAGAGUAAUUGCCCAACUCACUGUCACACUUCUUUAACCAAACUUGUGGCCAAAUGUCACGGACAGUUUCCAAAAUCCAGAUCCGUCCUCCGUGGACAAAUAGUUGCCAUCAAUGAUUGAAUGGUAUUUCUCACACCACCAUGAGGGACCCAACAGGACCCCUUCUGCCACAUGUUUAAGCACUGAACUCAGAGGUCCUCUGAUUAUCUAGGCCCUCAUCAGACUACUCUGAAGGGAACCACAGUUAGUGCAAAAGAUGUUGUGCAUUUAUUUAAAAUACCAGCUUCACUUUCAGAGUAUUCCCUACCCUUCAGCUACUGAGUCCUGGGUGUGUCCUCUAUCAGGCCUUCCAACUUCUCGCUCAGGGCCACAACUCCAUUUGCAUCAUUAGCCCCUUCUACCUGCAUCCUUUGAAAACUGGCAUCCCCAGGUGCUGGGGGGUGGCAGUGGUGGCCCUUCACCCACUAUAGACCAUUCUAAAUAUAUAGAUGUUGUAUGUGGACUCCAUAGACACAGUUCAUCCCAAGUUCUAUUUUGGGGAACAUUCGUGUUUAGUAAAUGUAGAAAAUACAUACAUUUAUAUUCUUUAAAAAUUCAAAUAUUGCAAAAGGGUGUGCAUCAUCUUUCCUGAAUUGCCCAGUUCUGCUUCACAGAAACAAUCAGAGCAGUCUCUUGUGUAUCAUCCCAGUUAUGGGCUCUGCAUGUGCAAACACGCUUUUGUUUGCACAAUCCGUAGGAUUUAUACUCGCUUUUUUUUUUUUUAACUUAAUACGUCUUAGAGAUCUUGUAUUGGUAUCAUAAAUUCUACCUGUUCUUUUUAAUGACCAUGUAUGUAGUAAGUACUUCAUCCUAUGAAUGUACUUGACUGGUUUCCUACUGAUAGACUUCUAGGCUGUUUCCAGUGGUUUGCUACUACAAACAGGUCUGUAAUAAAUGUCCUUAUUAAAAAAUGUCUCAUGUACACAUGUGGCUGUAUCUAGUGGAUACUCUUGUAACUCCUAACCCUGACAUGCUGAGUGAAAGAUAAUGCCCUGUAGCCUAGUGGUGAAGGGAGCUGGACCCCACAUGCCCACCCUGGUUUGAAU
Messenger RNA from Tupaia belangeri chinensis (Chinese tree shrew), 3116 nucleotides. It is a transcript of the gene PLIN1, whose product is annotated as perilipin 1. Lineage: Eukaryota; Metazoa; Chordata; Mammalia; Scandentia; Tupaiidae. Gene Ontology annotation, biological process: lipid metabolic process. The record is from RefSeq and is a predicted model, not a curated record. The coding region runs from base 209 to 1762 and encodes 517 amino acids. The transcript has 10 exons. Gene Ontology annotation, cellular component: lipid droplet.